Molecule: messenger RNA, 1833 nt
Organism: Giardia duodenalis
Lineage: Eukaryota; Fornicata; Diplomonadida; Hexamitidae
Exons: 1
Coding region: 1-1833 (610 amino acids)
Biological process (GO): activation of GTPase activity; nucleocytoplasmic transport
Cellular component (GO): cytosol; nucleus; perinuclear region of cytoplasm
Molecular function (GO): GTPase activator activity; small GTPase binding
Source: RefSeq, a predicted model, not a curated record
AUGUUUCGGCCCGCCCCAGCAUCCAUUCCAUUGGAUUUGGCGAUAGAGCUUUCUGCGCUUUACGCCGUUAGGCGAGCGAAACGCGAGGAAAUAUCUGGCCCAGUUCUUACCGUGAUCCCCACACUACGAGAACUCGCUGUUGCUACAAUGCUCGACAAUCUGCUAGAAGCAGGGUCCGGGAUGCUCACCCUCCCGGAACGCUAUAAGGAGGAUAUGAUCAGCAUGCUCCCACUUGACGUACCAUUGUCGCGGGUGUUUUGUAUUACGGAUGACUCCUAUUGGAUUCGGCGCUAUCGCUAUGAGUUUGGAUGCAGCGACUGUCUGCCACGGAUUUCCGAUCCGCGGGCAUUUUACUUGGAGGCCCUUCUAUCUAAGCUCUUGCUUGCUUCUUCCUUUAAUGCAGCCGACUCUUUCGAUGCAAACAAACAAGCAACUGAGGUGUUAGAACUAGGUGGACCAAUUAUUAAGCGGCUGAUUCUGCAUAUCCAAGCCUGUGGGGUGGACCUUGGGGCUGUGUUUGCAAAACUCCCAAGCUUAGCACACAUUCAAGUGAUCUAUGAUAUGCCCAACAUUCAACCCUCAUCGUUAUUGGGGAGCAUAGACAUGCAUAAGCCGUCCACCUCUAAUCUCCUUGCAACAUCUGACACUCUGGUCAUUAAGGGCAGGGCACUACCCGAACUAUCUCUUGAUAUUAAGGAUCCAGCAGCACCCUUUCAUAGGCUACCGGAUUACAACCACUUGGGGAUGCUACUGCAUCGUGAUGUCUGUGGAACCACGAUUCCUACGGGGUGCUUGCAUGAAGCUAACAAGGCUAUAGGCGGCACACCUGAAAGACUUGUCGAGCUUCUAGAUACCUUCAGAUACAUCCAGUAUCCCCUACAGUCGAUAUCCAUGGUCAGCUCAGCUCUGAAUAGCGAAGCAGCAUGCGUCUUGGCCAAGGGCCUCCAAGAUAUGUCCUUCAAAUUGGCGUCAACAAGAGUAGGUCAUCAUCUGUCCAUUGAUUGCCUUGAUUUAUCUUAUAACAACAUAGGAGACGGUGCUAUCCAUGCUUUAUCCAAGCUCUUCGUUGAUUCUGAAAAGCAUAGCUUGCCUGCUAUUCUUACAUCUUUACGCCUCACGGCUAACCUGGUGACGAAAGCGGGAUGCGUUUUUCUUGCCAAGGCAAUCGGUCAGCCAAAGUCACGGCUACGAGCGCUUACCUUGAACGGAAAUAGCAUAGAGACGGAUGGAUAUACAUUGCUGGCCAACGGAAUCCUGAAAGCGGCAAUCAAAUACUCUAACAACCACUUGACUGAUUUGGGCCUAGCCGCCUGCGGUAUAGUACUGGACGCCUCUGCAUUUAAGAUAAUUACCAAGUUUAUUCAGCGCACCGCGCUUGAGUGCAUUGAUCUAGGAGGGAACGUGCUUAUUGGAUCGAGUGUGCAGCCUGCAUACCCUGCCCGUUCUGAAUCACCGAUCUCUGCAAGUACCGAGACUAAGACGAGAACGGGCGAUGUUAAUCUUGAAGAUACUGGCUCAGACACAAUACUGGAGAAUCUUUCCUCAUCAUCGAAGAAAGAGGAGAAUCUCUUAAUUGCAGAGUUCAAGGCUAUUUUAGAGGCCCUGAGAGCACGCUAUGAUGCCUGCAAGUUUGAGAAUGGCGUGUUCCAGGGCUGUGGAACCCCUUGUAUAUUGACGCUUCCCGAGGACUUUGAUAUCAUUCCGGAGAACCUGUACAGAUCGCUUCAUGAGAUCAAUCAUCAAAGCAGCCUAGCUUUAAAGUGCAUUGUACGCACUCGAGAGGCCGCCUGUGAACCCGAGGAUCUUCACAAGCCAGCAGUCGAUAUCCUUUAA